This is a messenger RNA of Synchiropus splendidus (mandarinfish), 4425 nucleotides long. It is a transcript of the gene sik1, whose product is annotated as salt-inducible kinase 1. Lineage: Eukaryota; Metazoa; Chordata; Actinopteri; Syngnathiformes; Callionymidae. Gene Ontology annotation, molecular function: protein serine/threonine kinase activity; ATP binding; tau-protein kinase activity. The coding region runs from base 274 to 2628 and encodes 784 amino acids. Gene Ontology annotation, biological process: microtubule cytoskeleton organization; protein phosphorylation; intracellular signal transduction. The record is from RefSeq and is a predicted model, not a curated record. The transcript has 14 exons. Gene Ontology annotation, cellular component: cytoplasm.
GGAAGAGGAGGAGGAGUCCCCGCGUGAGUCCCGAAGCUCGCGCUCAGAACCACCGAGGAGUCAAUACGCACCGGCCGCCACACAGUCCCGGGCCGAGGCUGUCGGAACUUACCUUCAUAGCGAGCGUGGAAAAGUUGUUUUGUCGAAUCUUCCCUACCUACCGAGGCAGUGCUGUCUGUGGAAUGGUUCACAUUUCUUCUGGGCGCUGCCACAACUUUGACUGCAGGUUUAUGUCCGCUGUUUAAGGAGGCUUCCACGACUUCACUUGCCACCAUGGUGAUCAUGUCUGAGAACAGUCGGGGGCCUCAGCCCAGCCCUGCCCAGGGAAGACCCCUGCAAGUGGGCUUCUAUGAGAUCAUCCGCACCUUGGGGAAGGGGAACUUCGCUGUAGUCAAACUGGCCAAACACAAAGUCACUAAAACGCAGGUGGCCAUCAAGAUUAUUGACAAGACAAGACUGAAUCCUUCUAAUCUGGAGAAGAUCUACCGAGAAGUUCAGAUAAUGAAGCUGCUGAACCAUCCUCACAUCAUCAAACUCUACCAGGUCAUGGAGACCAAAGACAUGUUGUACAUCGUGACGGAGUACGCAAAGAACGGAGAAAUGUUCGAUCACCUGACCUCAAACGGGCGUAUGAGUGAGGAUGAGGCACGGAAGAAGUUCUGGCAGAUCCUGACAGCGGUGGACUACUGCCAUCGUCACCACAUCGUUCAUCGUGACCUAAAAACGGAGAAUCUGCUGCUGGAUGCAAACAUGAAUAUCAAGCUCGCAGACUUUGGAUUUGGUAAUUUCUACAACGCCGGUGAGCCAUUGUCUACGUGGUGUGGAAGCCCACCCUACGCUGCCCCGGAAGUGUUCGAAGGAAAAGAGUACGAGGGUCCGCAGCUGGAUAUUUGGAGUCUUGGUGUGGUGCUUUACGUCCUGGUCUGUGGGUCUCUGCCGUUUGACGGUCCCAGUCUUCCGGCGCUCAAACAGCGAGUGACAGAGGGGCGUUUCCGCAUCCCCUUCUUCAUGUCACAAGACUGUGAAAACUUAAUCCGUAAAAUGCUGGUGGUGGAUCCUGCAAAGAGGAUCAGCGUGGCCCAGAUCAAGCAGCACCGCUGGAUGUUGGCAGACCCGACCGCCGCUCACCAGACCCUCAGCCACUCGCUGACCGAGUACAACUCAAACCUGGGGGACUACAGUGAACCUGUGCUGAGCAUCAUGAACACGCUGGGCAUCGAUCGUCAGAGGACCAUCGAGUCUCUGCAGAGCAGCAGCUACAACCACUUCUCCGCCAUCUACUACCUGCUGCUGGAGAGGGUGAAGGAGCACCGGAACCAGCAGCUCGGCCGUCAGUGUGGCUCCUGGAAUCAAAGAUCCAGAAGCAUUUCAGACACGCCAGAGGUGACCAUCAAGUCCACCGAGAGCUUUCGAACCACAGCAUUUUCCCUUCCCGCCAAAACAUCUCCUCCAGCGGUUCCUGAGAUGGAGUGUGAUCAAGGAGGAUUAUUCCAGCGUGUGGUGUUUCCCGUGGAAGCAAGCUUCAACCGACUGCUCUGGAAUCGCUCCAUCUCCCCCAACAGUCUGCUGGAGACCAGCAUCAGUGAGGAGGUGCGACCCAGAGACCUGGAGGAAGAGGAGGCAACACAAAGUCUGGGGCCCCUCCUCCCUCCUGCCACCACCUCCCGCAGACACACUCUGGCUGAGGUGUCCGCUCGACUGCACCUUUGCAACCCCCCAUGCAUCGUGGUCAGUCCCUCAGACGGCGCCUCCUCUGACAGCUGUCUGAAGUCCUCAUCCAGUCCGGCUCCCAGUGUGCAGGCUGCGAUGGGCGACGCAUCAACACUUGUGGCCUCAGGGAACAAAGGUGGGAGCUUGUUUCCCGCCGGGGCGCCCCUGAACCUGUCAUCGCACCUUCUUCCUCAAGUUCAGGGAAGCCUUCCUCCUGCCAGCUUCCAAGAAGGUCGCAGAGCCUCUGACACUUCACUAACUCAAGGCCUCAAAGCUUUCCGGCAACAGCUGAGGAAAAACACACGCACCAAAGGGCUUCUGGGUUUAAACAAGAUCAAGGGGCUGACCAGGCAGGUCGUCCCUCCGUCAUCCUGUAACCGUGGCAGCCGGGGGUCACUGGGUCCGACCAUUUCUGAGCGCCGCAGUAUGUUGGAGGAGGUUUUACACCAGCAGCGGAUGCUCCAAAUCCAACACCAGCCCCAAGUCCCCGCCCCCCAGCCUACCCAGAAUCCACUGCUCUUUCUGUCACAGCCUCCAUCAACGUCUCCACCAGCUCCAACCCCGUUCGCUCCGGCCCCCCGGUUCGACACUCCCGCCGUCCUGCUGAACAAACCUCAGCCGAAUCUACCGCAAAAUACCUGGCCACCAACCCUGGAAACCUCCUCCUCCUCCGACCGCUCCUCGUCCACCUGCUACUCCUCCACCAUGUCUCCCGUGGCCUCUGCUGCCUACCUCCUGGAGGCUCACCUGCACAUCAGCCAGCAGCCUCAACUGCAUCCAAGCGGCGUCCAGCAGCAGCCGCAGACCGCAUUCCCUUUCAUGUGGAGCAUGAGCUCUGCGUCCAGCGCAGACCCAGACGUGCAGGAUUUGGGACUGGUGGCUCAGCAGCAGCUCAGUAGCUGCGUGAUGGUGAAAUAAAGAAGACUCAGAGCAAUAUGUCCAAACUUUGAGCCGAUAAAGAGGCAGGUGGGACGACAAAGACUUUCGCACGAUCCAAUAAGUCUCCUCACAUGCUGGCGAUAUCAUAUAAGCUAAAACUGAGCAAUAACCAAACAGAAGCAAUAACAAACUGCACCGGCUCGGCACCAGGACCCUCCACUUGAAAAGAGCUGAUCUCAGCCGAAAAAAAAUGUCCUGAACUUAUAGGAAGGCAUUCUCUUUGUAGUCUCUUCUAAUUCCUGUGGUGUCUGGAAAGAGGACCAACAGUUCUUCAAAAACUUCUGCGCCUUUUCCGAGAGACACUAGACGUUUCUGUCUAAACUGUGAUUUUUCAUUUCUGUGCAGAUUUAUAGCGCUGCUUUUACCUCAGAAAUACUGCCACAUCAGCCAUAAAGUUAGAAGGACACUGCUGCCGUUUCAAUGUAGGACAAAUCUUAUUGGUACCAUUCGGUGCUUCACCACAGUUUCUCGCUCCAGAUGCUUUACGUGACCCUCUUUAACACUGAAGUAAAUAAUCUGACUCUUCAUUGGAAUUGGAGAGAGGUUUGACUGAAGUGAAACAGCUCUGUUGUGGUUCUGUCACGGAGCAAAAGCACAAUCAGUCAGAGCUCUCUCCUUGAAAAUGGCGGGUUCCUCCUCAGGCAAAUUUUGGAAGAUCCACAAACCAGUUUCAAAUCGAAAACAAACUGGGAUCAGUGCAAUACUUGAAGCAGAGGAAAGAUAAAAGGCUACAUAGGAUGGUUGAAGUUGUCCCGAGGCUUUUUGGUAUCACAGCUCCCUCGGGUACUGUUGCUUCCCAGCUGAUAAGAAAAGGUACUAUUGAUGUAUUCCGGUCACAUGACACUGUAGAGAACGGUGUUCCUAUUGCUGCUUCUCCUUCAUGAGUCUGAAUUGGGUUUGACCAAAGAGUGAAGGACAGUGCUUCGUAACAGAUACACUACUGACAAGCAGAUGUAGCACAGUGGUUAGCCAACAUUUCCCCUUAGCGUUUGCUGUGAGAAAACAACAAUUGCGCUGCUACCAAACCCUGAAGUGACGCGUCUCCGGUUUCUGCUCAAAGCAGCGAUGUUCAUUUUGUACUUUCUUAAAAAAAUGAAAAGAAAAGAAAAGAAAAAAAAUAAGCUGAGGCUAGAGACGCCAUGUUGUGCUGGAAUACGCGUAGAGAUGAUGUUUAUGUGACGUUUUCACACAUGCAACGCUGAAAGUGUCGACGUUCCUAGUUGUUAGCGCUCACUAGCAACACUUUGUGCCUUUUAUAUGAACAAACCGGCAAACAGGGGUCCGCACCUCUGCGCUUGUACACUAAAGAAACACAGGGGGCGCUCUUUUAAUACCCUCCUUGACCUUGCUGUAUAAAUGAAAAGCAAAGAUUGCACUUUAUUCAUAUUUCUAAUUGCUGAAAUGUUUUGUUGUCACAGACAGUUUAAACACUACGGCUGUUGAUGCAAAUCUCUGAGUCGACCCUUUUUUGUUCCGAAACGGGGUAACAGAAAGUAUUUCUUUUGUUUCGGGGUGUGCAUGCGUGUGUGCCUUUGUGUGUGAGUGUGUGUGAGAGAGGAGAAUGUGAGAAUGUUCAAGCAAGAGUGUUUAUUUAUGUGGCUAUUUAUUAAUUAAAGAUCACUUCCUAAAACAAUCAGCGUUGUGUUUUCUUGCGAAGAUGCUGACUGAUACACAGUUUUAGUUAUCAGGUUUUAACAGAAGAGAUUUUGCACCUGAAUUAACAAAUAACCGAAUCAUGAAAUAAAAUAUUUUGGCAAAUAAAUUCAGAUUUAAGGA